CUCGGUCUCAUCGAAGAUUCUUUUGCAACCAUCCAGUCUCACCACAUCACCAUCUUCUUCAAUGGUAACACUGACUGCAUACUCCUGAACCAGCUCUUCUCAUCCCCCCCUUUCCUCCGGGGCUGACAAACACACACGCUCCACUGCCUCCCCCUUGCUCCUUACCCCACACCACAAUGGCAGCACCCAGUCAUGCGGCUCACCGGGCCCCCGAAUACCUGGCACCCGCACUGGAAACGGAUUCACCAUACGACUCGCCCACUACGACACUGAAUCACUCGGCAGGGUCACCGGCGUCUGUGGCGCCGCCGAUGCGGGAGGAACGCUCGGAUGACGAGGAGGAGCAAGGCGAAGCAGGCGAGCUGCCCAGCAAUGCAGCCUCAUCCAGCCGUCCUGGUGUUCGUCAGGGGCUCUCCACCUCCUUUCGAGAACCGCAAAAGGUUACACUCACCAAGUCUCGACCUCCGCCUCCAGCAACUCGAGGAUCGGCAGCGCCAGGUCUCGCUCGUCGUUGCUCGGCUGCGUCCUCAAGGCCUCCCAGUCCACCGUUUCCGUCCAUGGCACUGGCAUUGUCUCGCUCAACUUCUGCCGCAGGAGCUCAAUACAUCGAGUGGGAGCUGGAUGACCCCGAGGAUCCUUUCAACUGGAGCAAACCAAAGAGAUGGGGCCUGGUGAUAUGCUGUAUGCUCUAUACCGGAGUCACAGCACUCGUUGCCACUGCGUAUUCUGCACCAAUAGACCUGGUGACAGCUCAAUUUGGCAUCUCGAGUACUAUCUACCUGUUAGGCAAUACCACCUUCCUGGUCUCCGUAGCAUUCGCGCCCCUCGUCCUCGCGCCCUUUUCCGAACUCGUAGGUCGCAAAAACAUCUUCGUCGUCUCAGCAUUCGUCUUCACGAUGAUGACAAUACCCCAAGCUCUCGCUCCCAAUAUCGAAGGGAUCAUCAUCCCGCGUAUAUUUCAGGGAAUGGCUGGCUCCGUGGGCAAUUCAAUCACCGGCGGCAUCGUCGCGGACCUCUUUGUCUCGCACGACAGAAGUCUACCAAUGAGCUUCUAUGCCCUCAUCGUCUUUGUGUCUCAGGGUAUCGGGCCGCUAGCUUCUGCGUGGACUGUCUACGCACACUCCUGGAGAGUGACAUUCUGGUGGCAGGGUGCCGUUGCACUGACGAGCUUCUUGUCUCUAUUAAUCUUCUUCUCCGAAACUCGAGGUCCCGUUCUGCUCUCAAGAAGAGCAGCCAGGAUGACCAAGGAGAGCGGUGGAAAGGUACAAUACCGCUGCCGAGCCGACGACGAGAAGCAUUCCUACACCCAGAUGAUCUUCACCAGCGUCAGUCGCCCCGUCCUCUACUUCUUCACCGAGCCAAUUGUCACCGCCUUCAGUCUCUGGGUGGGCGUUCUAUGGGGCACCGUUUUCCUCGCCAUCGUUGCUGUCCCGCAGUCCUUCACAUAUGCGUACGGUUGGACAUCCGAAGAGGGAUCGUUGGUGCUGCUCAUCCUUGCCGUUGGAGGUUGCUGUGGAUGGUUGCUCAACCUCAUUCAGGAGAGGUGGUACGAACAGGCGUGGAAGAAGCACAAUGGCGAGCCGCCGCCGGAGACACGACUCUACAUGUGCGCAGUGGGCGCUCUGAUGGUGCCCGUUGGUCUGAUCUGGUUCGCAUGGGGUUGCCGGACAGGCGUGCAUCCUGCAGUCCCCAUCCUUGGGCUGAUUUUCUUUGCCACUGGAGUCUUCCCUAUUUAUAUGGCUGUCUUUGUCUAUCUCAGCGAUCUCUACAUGCGGUACGCCUCUUCCGCCCUCGCAGCGCAAUCGGCCUUGCGCAACAUCCUAGCGGGAACUUUUGUCCUCUUCACUCCAGCCAUGUACACCCGUCUCACACCACAGUGGGCUACAUCUCUUCUGGCUCUGAUUGCCCUCCUCUUGGGCUCCUGCCCAUUUGUCCUGCUGGCCUUUGGUGCAAAGAUCCGAGCGAGGAGCAGAGUGGCGCAGGCGCUCAAGAGGGAGGAUGAGGAGCUGGCAGAGUGGAGGGCGGCGGAGGCUGCCAAAGUCGAAAGGAGGAACCGAAGGAGGGAGCAAAAGGAGGAGAUGAUGAGGGGUUUCCAGGAGAAGAGGGACGAACAAGUUUCAGGGCCAAUGCUGCAGAGCAAAGGCGAGGAGAAGGUGGGUGGGAGCGCAGCCCCUGAUCUCGAAAAGGGCCUAGAGGCGGAACAGAACAAAGCAUCAUCGCAAUAGAGGCUGCAAGCCGAGUCUGAUUCAAUUGAUUACUAUUCAACACUGUAGCGACCUUCCUCCUGAAUACGUCGG
Microstroma glucosiphilum is the source of this 2297-nucleotide messenger RNA. Its product is annotated as MFS general substrate transporter. Bases 177 to 2225 code for a protein of 682 amino acids. The transcript has 5 exons. Gene Ontology annotation, molecular function: transmembrane transporter activity. Gene Ontology annotation, biological process: transmembrane transport. NCBI's taxonomy places the organism in Eukaryota, Fungi, Basidiomycota, Exobasidiomycetes, Microstromatales, Microstromataceae. Gene Ontology annotation, cellular component: membrane. The record is from RefSeq and is a predicted model, not a curated record.